AUGCACGUUGUUUAUAGAAAUGCUGUUUUACCUGUCAUAUUCGCCUUACUACCAAAUAAAACUGAACAAAAGUAUCGUCGUCUUAUUGAAAAAGUAUCAGAACUUUGUCCAUUGUGGAAUCCAAAAUAUAUAAUGAUGGAUUUCGAAAAGGCCUCAAUUAAUGCGUUUGCUGAUAAAUUUACAACAACAACAAAUCCAUCCUUGAUGUCUGGAUGCUUUUUUCACCUAAAAAACAGCAUUCAACGUAAAGUUCAAGAAUUAGGCUUCAAAACAAAUUAUGAACAAGAUCCCAUAUUUGCUCAUCAUGUUAAUCAAAUUGCCGCCCUUGCUUUUCUUCCUCCUGAUGAUGUUGGUCAAGGUUUUGACGAUUUAUUUAAUUCAUUACCACUAAUACUACAUCCGUUAUUAAAUUAUUUUGAAGACACAUAUGUAGGAAGAAAGCGGACGCAAGGACGACCAAAACCAAUGUUUGACAUUGAAUUCUGA
Molecule: messenger RNA, 486 nt
Organism: Rotaria socialis
Lineage: Eukaryota; Metazoa; Rotifera; Eurotatoria; Philodinida; Philodinidae
Source: the annotation of a GenBank genome assembly